AGAUUGAUCGUCAACAUCUUUUUAACGAUAACUCAACUUGGAUUUUGCUGUGUUUAUGUUUUGUUCGUGGGACGAAACCUAGAACAAGUGAGAGUGAUCAAUUUUAUAUAAAGAAUAAGUGAAAGAAUAAAAUAAGUACAGAGAAAUACCAAGAAAGGUAGAACAAAUAUAUUAGAUAAGUAAAAAUUGUGGUUAUUUUGAACCCUACUGUCUGGAAAGGACUCCAACUAACCCGUGGCUCGAACUAGGUUAAGCACAUUCACACUUCAAAAGGUUAUGGUAAUCCUGGUUUAAUUUUGAAGCCAUUAAAGACGGCCACUAUGUAUGUACAGCCAGGGGCGUCGCCACGGGGGGAAUGGCAUUUGUAAAGCGACCACUAUUCGUAUAGCUCCAUGGGAGCCUGCCCCAUUCUUUCUUCUUCAAGACCAAUUUGUAAUUCUUUCUAAUCUGAGGAUAAAUCACAAAACGUGUCUUAAAUGUAUGAAAUAGAGUUCCUCAGACCCUAAAACUAGGAAAAUGUUCCAAAUAGACCAUUUUCAAAUUAUGCCGAUCUAGUUGUCAAGAACAGUAACACCAACAGUAAUUUGCUGUGGAAAAAUUACAGCUUUGUAUGAAACUUCGUUCUCAUGUUAUUGUCUACGGGCAUUCGACCGUAAUUCAGAAAUGGGGUAUUGAUUUUCUUGUUUAGUUUAGCUCAAAAACACUUUUUGAUAGUAUUUCCCGCUCCUUGUAACUAUAUCCAGUCGUUUGAUAGUGCACUUUCCUCGCGCGGCUCUCACAGUUAGCUCUAAUUUCACUUCAGACGUCAAUCAUAGGACUUGGUUUUUGGAUCAUUCCAUGUCAAUUCAUUAUAUUUUUUUCGAAUUUGUAACCCACCUCAAAACACCAUAAGUAGACAAUGGUAAGAAAUGACUGUAUACAAAAUUUGAAGUCAAUAUCUCAAGCAGUUUUUGAUUUACAGUUCAUUAAAAAUUGACUGAUUUAGGGUGUUUGACUGCUCCAAUUCCACUUCCGGAAUAACAGUUUAACCUCAGAAGCUCAUAAACGUUUUUAUGUAACUCCUGCUCCUAUUAUACAGUUCAUUAAAAAUUGACUGGUUUUAGGGUGUUUGACUGCUCCAAUUCCACUUCCGGAAUAACAGUUUAACCUCAGAAGCUCAUAAACGUUUUUAUGUAGCUCCUGCUCUUAUUACAAUUUUGCACUUAAAACGGUUUGGUGUCAAGGAAUCAGAAUGUUCAUAUUGCAACAGGGCAGUUGCACCCAUUAUUUUAGGCGAUAAACUAAUGUUCUGACUUUUGAGAAUUGUCUGGUAAACAGUUACAUGACCAUGAUGACCACGCAAACAGUUACAUGUAUAGAUAUAUAUUUUGAGAUAUUAACCUCAAAUUUUGUAUACAGUCAUUUCUUAAUAAUGUCCACUUGUGGUUAAAAAUUAAGCCAAAUCGCAAGAGGUGGGUUACAACCCUCUGAUGAAUAGACAUGGAAUGUCCCUAUUCAAUGUUUUGUUGAAGUGAGGUGUAUAUACUAUUAUAAUAGUUCUUUGGGUUAACAUGUUAAACAGUGAGAUUUUUUGUUUUAGAUUGUGGCAAAUCACUCGUCAUUUAAAGUUUCUAUAACGAUUUGGAUUCUAAUAGUUGUACCUUAUUUUGUCGCAUUCUCGUUCAUCAAAAACCUCGACACUUUAUCGUGGGUAUCGUUAAUCUCAAAUAUUUUACUGAUAUCGGGAGUUAUUUGCAUAUUUUACUAUAUAUUUGCAAAUAUGCAUAAUCCAUCAAGCCUUCCUUCAUUUGCUGGCAUCAAGAAGUUUCCUUUGUUUUUUGGAGUGGCUGUGUAUGCAUAUGAAGGGAUUGGACUGGUAAGAACAUGACUGUGUUUUUCUUCAUAAUGCUCUGCCUUUAGGUAGAAUACUAGCAUUAAACAAGCUUUAUAUUUUGACACAUGUACACUGGCAGUAGAGGUUUCCAUGGGGAAUAAGUACAUGUGAUAUACGAUUACAAUUAACAUUUCUAUAUAGCGCAAAUUUACAGUUGGAUAUGAUCAAAUGCGAUAUGAUAUGAUAUAAUGAUGAUAUGUACAUCAUGUAUUACGCUCACCUGAUUACAUACUUAGCCUAGACCAUUUUAAGCCCCGUUUACACGAGCAAUUUUUAUGUGACAAUUUUUAUUUGCUCGUGUAGACGAGGAAAAUUGGGCAAUUUUGUGUGGCAAAUGCAGUUGCUGAAAAGCUAGCGCGUUACGAAAAAUUGCUCGUGUAGAUUACUCGUCACAUAAAAUGUCAUAUUUUUUCUCCCGCCAUAUUUGUAAAAGUAUAAUUAGUGUCCGCGCCAUGUUUUAUUGCGCGAGAUACCACUGUUCAUAGAUAUUUUUUAAACAGGAAUCAACAAUUAUUUGUUGUCUCAUCUACACGACCAAAUACAUUUCUCACAUAAAAACAUGAAAAAUUGUCACAUAAAAAUUGGUCGUGUAAACGGGGCUUUAUGUUUACAAGAAUUGUGAUAUCACUUUAUUAACUGUGCUUAUCCUAACCCUCCCUGUCAACUUUCUCUGUUGGAGCCGGGAGGAAACCGGAGCACCCGGAGAAAACCCACGACUUUCGGCAGAGCGUCGACUAACUCUUUUCACAUGAGUCCGUGGUGAGAUUCGAACCCGCGAACUCAGCGGUGAAAGGCGCUCGCUCUUAUGACUAUACUAGCCCCUAACAUACAAGUAAAGCGUACUUUAAGCAACUGAUGUGUCUGAUUUACAAGGCAAGCCGUACGUAGCAAAUCAGAUACAGAUUCGAUGUGAAUGUUUUAUCUUGCUUAAGGAUACGACCAGUCGUAUACGAUUGUCAUCCUGGCGUAUGAAAAUGACUGCUGACGCUAGUAUUCAUGUUAAUCAGCUUAUGGAGAAAUUUGAAAUGUUACAUCUAUACUCUCAUUUAUUCAAGAAAUACGCCACGAUAAGAAUCGUAUACAACUAUAUAGUCGUAUCGUGUAGAUGGGCCUUUAAGGCCCGUUCAAACGUAGCCAACAUGUUUGUCCAACAUCGUCCUCCAACAUUUUUGGAUGCAACAUUGUUGACCACACACUAUUAUGUUGGCUGAUAUAUUUGUAUUGGAUUUUCGUCAUUAAUUAUUAAUGAGUACUGUAAUCACCAUUCAAAAAAACAAUUAAACUUGAUUCGCCGACUUUCGUUAUUUGGAGUGAAUUGCUGUAUCGUUGCAAAGCACUUAUUUGGAACCACUCUUCUCGAUCUAAACGAACUAAUGCAAUGUUGUCAUUAUAUUUGUUAUAUGUAUAUACAGAUACUUCCACUUGAAAAUGAAAUGAAGAAGCCAUCCGACUUCCCUUGGAUUGUUAACAUUAGUAUGGCAUUUGUUACAUUCCUGUAUGUUUCCAUGGGGUUGUUUGGUUACCUGAUGUGCACAGGCGAUUGUGAAGGCAGUAUCACACUAAAUCUUGGUGCUGGUGUGUAAGUGCCAUUAUUAGCUUGUACUACAGUAUUAAAUCAGCAUGAUUAUUGAGACCGCUUCUCUGGAGUUCAAAAGAAUGCCAUUUUACUGUAAACUUUCAACUCGCUUCUAGUCCUUUAGGAACCUCGACCCUAUGACGCCUGUACACUCAUUACUGUAGUAUUCAACAUCACUAUAGAUUCAAUCUUAGAAUUUAAUGAUAUAGUCUGAGGAAUCAGUCUUCUUUGGUGAAUCUAGCAGAAACUCCGGUAUUUUUAAGAUUUAAUUUCUCAUCUUGAAUACAUGGUAUUGUAUAUUUAUAUUUUGUAAAAUUGACUAUCAUCUUGGAGGCGGCAGCAGUGCAUGAUCGAAAUUAAUUUCGGGAGAAAAAAGAAUGACAACCAUUUUUCGAAUCGACCUAUAGUCUUGGACCAUUAAUUAGCCUAUAGUCAUAUAUUUUAUUAUGGCUUUACUGUUUGACAAUACGACAGUGAUUACUUAAACACAGCACCUUAAUAAAAUAUUCCUUUCUAUAUAUGUUGAGGCGAACACAUGACUUUAUCCUUUUGUGCAUGUGACGUGCAUUAUUUUUUGAAGCAUUGCUUGAGGUUCAACUUAUUUAACCAUCGCAUGAGAUUAUUAUAACAAGAUUUUAUCAGGGUAUCCAACUCACAAACAGUGAUUUUCAGUUGGGCGAUAUAAAAAUGCAUGUAUUAAAAGUGAAGAAUACAGUAUGUCGAACAAAGUAACAUAAAUAAGUAGUAAGUUUGCUGAUAAUAGCAAGUUUUAAAUUAUUAUAAUCUAUUAAUUCUUUAACUAACAAGUUAUCGAAAUCACUUUUCCAUUUUGAUUUUUCUCUAGGUUUCCGACUAUUAUCAAAUGUAUUGUAACAAUAGCAAUAUUCCUAUCCUAUUUUAUUCAAGUAUACGUUCCAUUGGAUAUUCUUGAACCUUGGUUUCUAAAACGUGUAUUCAAAGGUGAAACUCUUUUAAAAAGUUUCGUUUUCAGAGUUCUGGUAGUAAUUUUUACGGGUAAGUAAUUUCAUCUAAACAAAUGGCUGGUUGUAAGUGCCGCUUUAUCCACUGAGCUUCAUAUAUUUCUGGAGUGAGAAUUCGGAUCCAAAAAGUGAAGCGAAGAUCCAGUCCCUUUUCUUGAUUUCAUUUUAAAGGAAAUAAUACUACUAUGGUUAUAUAUGAACUGAUAACUUGUUUAGCGAUACGGUCUGUUAGAAAAACUGGAAUUAGACUUAUAUAAGACUGUAUACAACAUUACAACCUUCAUACUGUAUAGAUACAUGUAUUCAUGUACUGGACAUCAAUUUCCCCCAUAUAUUCACUUCACUUUUCUGAUAGGUCAAAUCAGUUCUUGCUCCAGAUACAUGUAUAUGUAGAGAGUUCACUGACUUUACCUUGUAGAUAAGAGAUAUUAUUCAGGUCGCUCCAUAUUUGACGCGUGUAGUAAGUUGUCUGUAAGUUUUGCUGCUAGCCAUAUGGCUAAUUUAUCUGAUGAGUGCCACAUCUUGUGGUACGAAACCAAAUAGUAAUAAAGAUGCCUAGUGGAAUUUGUUGAGUCGUUGUACUUCAAUUUAUUUAUUUAAUUUUGCUCUGGACAUCCAUUGGGCACUCUGCCAACAGUUUUUUUUUAUAAACGAAACCUAAUCUUUACAACUGACACCUUUAUUGAAUCAUUGCGAUAAAAAAUGACCAAAUACAAUCUGGUUUAAAGUGGUCGGUUGAAAUCGCAUUUUUCUGCAUUUAUAGGAUUUUUAAAAUGUUCUUCCAAUUUUCGAACAUUUGCCCAAAUGCCUGUUGCCCAUUUGGGAAACGUAUGGCAUUGCGAGUUCAGUAUGCAAACGUCAAGUAAAUGGAUAAACAUAUUAAUAUUUAUAAUAUAGCAUUUGUAAAUUCUGAACGCUGAUUGGCUAAGAGCCGUGUUGAUAUAACUCCGUGUCAACACGUAAAAUUUCUUUCUUUAUAUUUCUUUGUGCUAUAUUAUAAAAAAAUAUAAAACAUUUUCAAAAUUUUUGAAACAAUUUGAAAAAUUGGGAAAACUCGAAAUUGUGCGAAAACACUCCGCCCUUUGGGCGUCGUGUUCCCACACAAUUUCUCGUUUUCCCAAUUCCCACUCGUGUUGAUAUAACUAUAUCAACACGGGAAAUGUUUUAUAUUUGUUAAAUAAUGCACGAUAACAUGCCAAAGUUGGAUUACUUUUUUAAUACGCUCUGAAUAUCGCAUAAUUUGAUUUCCUUUUUAGCGUUUCUGGCGUCUAUCAUUCCGCAAUUGGACAAUUUUAUUUCCCUAGUGGGGGCGAUGAGCAGUUCUGCUUUAGCAUUAAUAUUUCCUCCGAUAUUUCACUCGUUGUCACUGCCUCGUGUUUCCAGGCUUGUUCACAUUAAGAACGUUGCUAUUGCUGUAUUUGGGAUCGUUGGAGGAAUAUUUGGAACAGUAAUGUCCAUCGAAAGCAUAGUUAGUAAUUAUUAGAUUAGUAAUUAUUUAGAUUACAGGUUUAGAUUCAUUUUAAAUCAUAUAGCCAUUCAGCUUUCCAACUGUUAGCUGCUUUUUAAAAUUGAUCAAUUGGUUCACGGAUAUUAUUUUAAACGAUUGCGAUUUGUAAAUCAAAAAUCAUAAGCGCAAUAACAAAUCGAUAUUUAAUGAAAAGCUGUGGAAAUAACUUAUUUUAUCAACAAAACGAAAAAUUUGAGGCAUUUUGGCACUAGCUUGACAAAACCAAGUCAUUACUGGUUUGCAUUCAAUAUUUUGAAUUCAUUUACUAACUUUAAAUGCGUUCUACAGUAUAAUGCGGAAUUAACGUUGUUUUAACAGUGGGCACAAACUUGUUAUUUCUGUUCACAUUACUCAUUUGACUGAUUUAGAAAACACGGUGCGAACUGAAGCAAUUCUUAAUGUUUCUCUCCCGAAACAAAGAAUUUCUUCAUGCAAAACUGAAUUGAAUAAUUUGUGAUACGAGGGGUAUCCUCAACAGCGUUGUCAUUCUGAAGGUCAGUACUCAUUUCCAGCCACCAAACUGACAUGUCAUCAUUGUCGAAAGAUGUAGUGGCUAUGUAACUAACCCAAACUCUACCCCUACUCCAACCCUAACCCUAACCCUAACCAAAUUAAUCAAGAAAAUCCAAAAAGAAUCAACUUUAAAAAUUGAGAAAAUUACGUAACAUCAGUUUGAUGGUUCUUGGAAACGAGUGCAUGCUUAAAGGCGGUUUUCCACCAGGCGAAAUUUUUCGACCGAGUCGAAAGUUCUUUUUGUUUCAUGAGCAUUCGAGCAGAACUAAUUGUAAAAAGACAAAGAGAAAUUUCGUUUCGGUCGAAAAAUUCCGCCUCGUGGAAAACCGCCUUAAAGCCUGUUUUCCACUAGCGAAUUUCUUCCCGGGAAUCUUUUGUCUUGUUUGCUCUCAGCUGGAACUAAUUAGACUUUUAAUAAAUUCUUUUCAAUUUUAACAAUAAAAAAUUCGCUUCGCGCGAAGAAAUUCGCUAGUGCAAAACCGGCUUAAAGGUCGAGACACACCGGACGCGAUUCGACAACGCGGCGCGAUUUUUCAGUUUUUGAAAGUUAAUAAAACAGCCAAUGAAAGGAAAUUUUAAAAGAUAUGCUUGUUGCCCUAAAUAUUUGAGAAACUUGCACACUGGACGCGAUUCGACAACGCGACGCGAUUUUUUAAUUUUUGAAAAUUUAAUAAAACAGCCAAUCAGAAAACAAAUUUUGAAAGAUAUGUGGACCAAAUAACUCAAAAUGAUAUACCGCUUGUAAAUAUUUGGAAAAUUUAAACUAGAAUUAAAGUUAUCGGUCUGUGCCAAUCGAAAAAUCGCGUCGCGUUGUCGAAUCGCGUCUGGUGUGUCUGGACCUUAAGGUCUUUUUUAUACGUCGAAUUUCGGUCGCGUCGAAUGCAAUUCAAACAGUAGAUAAUGAAGCAGAAUGAAGUUUAUAAUCUCAUUGUCUUAAUUGCAUUCGACGCGACCAAAAUUCGACGUAUAAAACGGGCCUUAAAGUCUUUUAUGAGUUUUUGGAAUGAAUUUAGGAGUAUGAAUUACGUUUUAACUUUUUAAAACGUUUUUUUAUAAAACGUUUUUAACGAGAACUCGUAUUACUUUUUCUGAUG
Molecule: messenger RNA, 7543 nt
Organism: Paramuricea clavata
Lineage: Eukaryota; Metazoa; Cnidaria; Anthozoa; Malacalcyonacea; Plexauridae
Source: the annotation of a GenBank genome assembly